CUCCCUCAACACACAGUGCAUCAAGAAGCUGUCAGGAGAGCUGAGGACCCAAACACAAACGGGCCUUGAGAAAUGUGGCUCUUCUUCCUCUUGGUGUCAGCCCUGUUCUGUAGGGCAGGAGUCUCCACCCCCAUCCCUCAGAAGCUUUUUGGAGAAGUUACUUCCCCUCUGUACCCCAAGCCUUACCCCAACAACUUUGAGACAACCACUGUGAUCACAGUCCCCAAGGGAUACAGAGUGAAACUCGUCUUCUGGCAUUUUGACGUGGAGCCUUCUGAAGGCUGUUUCUAUGACUAUGUCAAGGUCUCUGCUGAUAAGAAAGAUCUGGGAAGGUUCUGUGGGCAGCUGGGGUCUGCACUGGGCAACCCCCCAGGGAAGAAAGAAUUUUUGUCCCAAGGGACCAAGAUGCUGCUGACUUUCCACACAGACUUUUCCAAUGAGGAGAAUGGGACCAUCAUGUUCUACAAGGGCUUCCUGGCCUACUAUCACGCUGUGGACCUCGAUGAAUGUGCUUCCCAGCACAACUCAGCAGAGGAGGACUCCCAGCCCCAGUGCCAGCACCUAUGUCACAACUACAUUGGCGGCUACUUCUGUUCCUGCCAUCCAGGCUAUGAGCUUCAGAAGGAUGGGCAUUCCUGCCAAGCCGAGUGCAGCAGUGGGCUGUACACAGAGCCAUCCGGCUACAUCUCCAGCCUGGAGUACCCCCGGCCCUACCCCCCUGAGCUGCGCUGCAACUACAGCAUCCGGGUAGAACGGGGCCUCACCCUUCACAUCAAGUUCCUGGAGCCAUUUGAAAUUGACGACCACCAGCAAGUGCACUGCCCCUAUGACCAGCUCCAGAUCUAUGCUAAUGGAAAGAACUUGGGCGAGUUCUGUGGGAACCAAAGACCUCCUGACCUUGACACCAGCAGCAAUGCCGUGGAUCUGCUGUUCUUCACAGAUGAGUCGGGGGACAGCAGGGGCUGGAAGCUGCACUAUACCACUGACAUUAUCAAGUGUCCCCAGCCCAAGCCCCUGGAUGAGUUCACCAUCAUCCAAAAACUGCAGCCUCAGUACCAGUUCCGCGACUACUUCAUCGCCACUUGCAAACAAGGCUACCAGCUUGUGGAGGGGAACCAGGCACUGCUGUCCUUCACAGCUGUCUGCCAGGAUGAUGGCACAUGGCAUCGUGCCAUGCCCAGGUGCAAGAUCAAGGACUGUGGGCAGCCCCGAAGCCUGUCUAAUGGGGACUUCAAUUACAUCACCAGAAGUGGGGUGAACACCUACGAGGCCCAAAUCCAGUACUACUGCCAUGAGCCAUAUUAUAAGAUGCAGAUCAGACCUGGCAGCAACGAGAACACACGAGGGUUGUACACCUGCACAGCCCAGGGCAUCUGGAAGAAUGAACAGGAAGGAGAGAAAAUCCCUCGGUGUUUGCCAGUGUGUGGGAAGCCCGUCAACCCUGUGCAACAGAAGCAGCGAAUCAUUGGAGGGCAAAAAGCGCAGCCGGGCAACUUCCCCUGGCAGGCGUACACCGUCAUCUACGGGCGAGGGGGUGGGGCCCUGCUGGGUGACCGCUGGAUCCUCACAGCCGCCCACACUCUCUUCCCCAAGGACCACAACGCACAGGAAAAUGUCACCAAGGAUGUGUUUCUGGGCCACACAAAUGUGGAGGAGAUCCAGAAAUUGGGAAAUCACCCUGUCCACAGGGUCAUCGUCCACCCAGACUAUCGUCAGGACGAGUCCCACAGUUUUGAGGGGGACAUUGCCCUGCUGGAGCUUGAAAACAGUGUCACCCUGGGCCCCAACAUCCUCCCCAUCUGCCUCCCUGACAAUGAGACCUUCUAUGAUAAAGGUCUCAUGGGCUAUGUCAGUGGCUUUGGGAUAACAGAGGAGAGGAUUGCUAACGACCUCAGGUUUGUCCGCUUACCUGUAGCUGAUCGAAAGGCAUGUGAGAGGUGGCUCCAGGAAAAACAGAGUAACGAUGUGUUUUCUCAAAACAUGUUCUGUACGGGGGACCCAUCUCUAAAGCAGGAUGCCUGCCAGGGUGACAGCGGAGGUGUUUUUGCAGUGAGGGACACCAACAGCGAUCGCUGGGUGGCUACGGGCAUCGUAUCCUGGGGCAUCGGAUGCAGUAAAGGAUAUGGCUUCUACACCAAACUACUCAGUUAUGUGGACUGGAUCAAGAAAGAGAUUGGGGAGGAUGUCUGAGCCUAGAUUUCACUAGGCCAGAAUCCAGAGAGCAGUAAAACAUAGUAAUCUGACCAGUAGAUCACCACUAAGAACCCACAUUAAAACCGCUGAUGCAGAAA
Molecule: messenger RNA, 2291 nt
Organism: Marmota flaviventris (yellow-bellied marmot)
Lineage: Eukaryota; Metazoa; Chordata; Mammalia; Rodentia; Sciuridae
Gene: C1r
Product: complement C1r
Biological process (GO): complement activation; zymogen activation
Cellular component (GO): extracellular region; blood microparticle
Molecular function (GO): serine-type endopeptidase activity; calcium ion binding
Source: RefSeq, a predicted model, not a curated record